AAGACACGUUGAGAAGAACAACCCUUAUAUCUCAAACCUUUCGUGAGGCUAAAGCUAACGUAAAUAUCAAUGGGUUCAUUAUACCAAAAGGAUGGAGCAUACCAAUAUGGCAUAGAGUUGUUCAUAUGGAUCCUCAAAUAUAUAAACAUCCACAAAAAUUUGAUCCUUCGCGAUGGGAAAAUUAUAUACCAAAAGCAGGAGCAUUCACUCCCUUUGGAAUGGGAAAACUAUAUUGUCCUGGAAAUGAACUUUUGAAGAUUGAAACUGCCAUUUUACUUCACCAUUUUCUUCUUCAUUACAAGAUGGAACGGGUAAAUCCAAAUUGUAAACUCACUCAUAUCCCGACUUCGAAGCCUAUAAACAACUGCCUUUGCAAAAUUGCGAGGCUCCCAUAGCUCAUGCCCACGAAGAAACAUGGUUGUAUUGUGUGGU
Benincasa hispida (wax gourd) is the source of this 432-nucleotide messenger RNA. The record is from RefSeq and is a predicted model, not a curated record. NCBI's taxonomy places the organism in Eukaryota, Viridiplantae, Streptophyta, Magnoliopsida, Cucurbitales, Cucurbitaceae.